Molecule: messenger RNA, 1477 nt
Organism: Halichondria panicea
Lineage: Eukaryota; Metazoa; Porifera; Demospongiae; Suberitida; Halichondriidae
Product: putative RNA polymerase II subunit B1 CTD phosphatase Rpap2
Exons: 8
Coding region: 244-1419 (391 amino acids)
Cellular component (GO): nucleus; cytoplasm
Molecular function (GO): RNA polymerase II CTD heptapeptide repeat phosphatase activity; RNA polymerase core enzyme binding
Source: RefSeq, a predicted model, not a curated record
AGGAAACCACUUAUGCAAUUUUCAAUCAUGACGACCAUUACCUACUUAGCUCCAAAAAGUGGUCACUUACCAGCUAGCCUGACCGCUUGCUACGGCCUUGGACUAAAAUAGAGUGUCUAGAAGACAGUGCAAGUCGGAUCAGAGUGCUCUAGUGUCAAGUCUGUGACUGUGAGAGUCAAACUUUAUAUGUGCGUGUAGGGAGCAGACGUACCUGCUGAAAUCCGAAAUCGUUGGGGUAGGGAAAUGGCAAUUGACGGAACUUCUGCUCUGAGGUGCAUUGAGGAACUCUUGGAGAUGGGCAUCACUGAGAGCCGACUACUGCAGGCAGCUGACCUUCUCACUGUGAGUCAGUACAGUGACGUGGUGGACGAGAGGAACAUCGACCACCUCUGUGGGUACCCUCUCUGUGACCAACAACUAGUCAACGUACCAAAACAAAAAUACCACAUAUCCACGGCAACCAACCAAGUCUUGGAUCUCACUCAGAGAAAGAAGUUUUGUAGCUCUCAGUGUUUCAAAGCUUCAAAUUUCUACCGCUCCCAACUCUCUACUUUCCCUCCAAUGGCUAGGACAACAAAGCGGUCCAUGCAGCUUCUCCCCCUGUUAGACUCCCCCCUCUGUAAGCCGGUAACCGAAGCUACCUCAUCACAACCAGUCUCAGUGGAUACCAAGCAGCAACCAACCACCGAUGAUGGCUCAUCACAACUAGUCUCGGUGGAUACCAAGCAGCAACCAACCACCGAUGAUGGCCCAUCACAACCAGUGUCAGUGGAUACCAAGCAGCAACCAACCACCGAUGAUGGCUCAUCACAACCAGUCUCGGUGGAUACCAAGCAGCAACCAACCACCGAUGAUAGCUCAUCACAACCCAUCACAACCGAUGAUGCUCCAUUACACGCUAUAAACUUAUCUUCGUUUGAAUCUUUAUGCCUGAGUGACAAAAAUACCUCGGUAUCAAACCAUCCCUUUAACUGUGGCGGUGGCGAUGAACAGUUUGCAAACAAGUACAUUCAACAAAUAUCCGACUCAUUGGACAUUUGGUUGAACACUGUAGGAACGAAGCAGCAUGACCACUCUGAAGGUGUGUUCCAUCCUCCGCUACACGACAUGUGUGUUAGUCAAGUUCAAAGAUCCCUGUUUAUGAGCCAGCUACGCUCCACGCUACAGUCUCUUGGUGAGGGAAGUGGUGUAAUGGAAAUGGCCUCAUCUUUUAGAUUGACCAACAAAUGUGUGGCCUUCAGGCCCCCUCAGUGGAAGCUCAUUGCACUACUGCUGAUUGCCCUUUUCCACGGACAGGAGGCAGUAAACAAGAAGGCUCUGGACAUUUCUCUGACUGAGUUGAAAGCCAGUAAAGAUCAUUUUGACAUACUCUUUAUCAAAGCAAAGGAACUAAUUAACCCAGUAAUUGACUCAAUCUGAUUUUAUGAAAAAUUCAGCUGAUUAUCUGAUUUCAUGACAAAAAAAUUCAAACUUUGAA